Molecule: messenger RNA, 2256 nt
Organism: Sabethes cyaneus
Lineage: Eukaryota; Metazoa; Arthropoda; Insecta; Diptera; Culicidae
Gene: Not10
Product: CCR4-NOT transcription complex subunit 10
Exons: 2
Coding region: 40-1944 (634 amino acids)
Biological process (GO): mRNA catabolic process; negative regulation of translation
Cellular component (GO): CCR4-NOT complex
Molecular function (GO): protein binding
Source: RefSeq, a predicted model, not a curated record
AUGAUAAUCAUCGCUUGGCAAAAUUAAUUGAAAUACAUCAUGACGGAGAUAUCGGGAGAAGUGAAACCCAAAGAUUCCGAUCUUGAACAUGAACUUGAAGUGCAAGCAUUCAAUGAAUUUCAAAGAGCCGACUACCCAGCCUGCUCGCAGUCGUUAAUUAAACUGCAGAAAUCGCUGCCGGAAUCGAACCUGAAGGUCAUUCACAAUCGUGCCGUGGCGGAAUUCUAUUUGAGCGAUCUGUGCCGGUAUGAUCAAUUCCGUAAAACGAUGAUUCAAAUCACUGAGCUGGUUGGCGAAAUUCAAUCCGUACCGGAUGUUAAACAUCCGGAACUUGCGGCAGCCUACGUAAAUCAGGCAAUGAUUCUCUAUCAUUUCAAGCAACCGCUGGCGGCAUUAAAAAUUAUGCUUGCUGUAUUGGUUCAUUUCGAUCAGCUGGAUGAUUAUCUACUGCGGAAGGCAGGGAUUUUCACGGUACAUUUACUGCUCGACGUAAACCAGCCAAGAAAGGCUAAUGGAUUGCUGGCUAUGCUACAAGCACGCUUGAAUAUUCGAGUACAGGAUAUUCUGAACGAGGAUGAAGAGGAAGAGCGCCAGAUAGAUAACGAAAGCAGAAAAGACAUUUCGGAGAUUCAGUUCGAGGAGUUUCGAAAGGAAUUUCGGCUGAUACUAAUUCGAUCUAACUUGCUUAACGGGAAAAAGAAUUUCUUGAUUCCCUGUGAGGACACGUCGGAGUAUUCGGUCUUGAAGGGACAUCAGUACUAUUUAGGAAAUGAUUACCAGAUGGCAGCGAAGGAACUAUCGAAGCGAUUUGUCAAUGAGCCCAUGCAGGUUCAGGUGCAUGGCGAGGAUCAGAAUACUUGUUUGGCAAAUAACAUGGGGCUUAUACAUUUUGCAGUGAAACAUUAUGCUUUAGCCGCUCGAUUUUUUCAACAGGCUCUGCUCUUUGACCAAGCAGCAACAGAGAAAAGCUCCACGGAAAAAAUAGAAGGUUCACCUCUGUAUUGUGUUGGCGCUACAAAACGGCCAGAAAUAUUGUAUAAUCAUGGUAUAACACUUCUCCAUUUGCAGAAGCCACGGGAGGCUUUUGAAUGUCUGCUAGUAGUGUUGAAUUCCUACCACAACAACCCGCGGCUAUGGCUUCGACUUGCAGAAUGCUGCAUUAUGGUUCACCAGCAAGAACUGAAAGAGCAGCAAAAAAAUCCAGCUACAGUUUUUGUUCAUCGCAAAUAUUUACAAAAACGACCAUUUGGUAGUGAGACAGAAUCAGCUGCUAUUCCCAGCACUAAUUUAGAGUUUGGAGCGCUCUGUCUGAGGAACGCAGUUACACUAAUUGAUUAUCACACAAAAGAGCUUGCAAAGCAAGCAGAAACAACUGACAAACCGGUACCCUGGGAUAAACUUUACGAAGGUGUUCCCUGCAAUCCUUGUAAGCCGCUGAAACCUGCCAAUUUAGAAAAAUUGCGUAUUGCAACACUCAGUGCUUAUAGCUACAUACUUCUUGCUUUGGGUGAAAAUACACUAGCGCUACAAUACGCGCAGCAAUUAUUAAAUAUACCCAACCUACCGGAAACCUAUCAAACUCUAGGUACCCUGUAUGCUGCAGAGGCUUUGCUUCAUUUAAACCGUAUUCCUGAAGCGAUAGUUUAUCUUGAUCCUAAGCGAAUGAAAGAUUUCGCGGGUGAGGAUUUUGCCACGCGAGGAUCACCCAACUGGACGAUGAAUUCCUUAGAAGCGGCGCAAACUGUAAUGCACUACAACCUAGCUGUAACGUUUUAUGCUCUGGGCGAUUACGAGAAAGCCAGGGUCUACAUGAAUGCGUGCAGCAGUGGUCAUCCAGUAGUUUUACCGCACCUUAAAAUGCUGAAAAUGUACAUCGAAUUGGUAAGUGGUAAUGUCGAAAAAGCUAAAUUAAUGGCUCGUUACGAUACGCCACAUUUGGUGUAGCAUUGCUGCGUAGAUUAAAUACUCGGUUCGUUUAAAAACUAUUGUUUUCAAAAGAAAGAUUGGGUAUGUUAGCCAGUUAUGGACGCGUUUAUGGAUUAUUCUGAACUUGUAAUACGAAAUGUCGAAAUAAUCGUUCUGAUAAUCUUAGAUAUAUCAAUGAAUUUGUUAAAUUGCGUCGUAAUGUUUAGAGUCUUACAAUUGAAUUGUAGUUAUCUUUCCUUAUGUAGUUAUCUCUGCUAAUAUGUAGUCUUCUUUGCUUAACAAUGCUGUAACAGGCUAACUGUUCACAGUAUAUUGAUUUUUGUAAAUAAA